CUUGUACCCGUUUUUCUUGAUACUUGAUUAUACUGGUUGAUAUGCUAUAACUUUAAUUAAAGGCUAUCCAUAUUUACUUAUUGAGUUAUCUUACAUAAUUUUUCCUCGUCCACCAUUUUAGGUAGUGAGACGGAGAUGUGGGAACUAAGGGGAGUGACGAGCUAGAAGUUAUAAAUUUAGCAAGUUCUGAGCCUUAUGCAUUUGUGGGAUCCUCUCACAAGGGUACAGUGUCUAUUUUGCUCUCGAUUUUGGGGCGUGACAAUGGGUGAACACCUCACUACAGAACCAAUCAAGACCGGGAAAAUUAAGGGGAAAAUUAAGGAUUUUGGGUUGCUUUUCAAGUUGGUUGAGAAAGAAAAUAGGGAAGAACCGGAGAAAAUAAAGGGGAGCAAGGACAACUUACUUGAAAAUGUAGCUUUAUAGAUUUGGAACAAGUAGACCGAAUUGCCCAAGAUCCAAAUCUUCAAGCUCCUUGUGCUGGUCUUUAGUGGCAAUAAGUGAACACUCUUCUUCAUAGCAGUUGAUUGGGAAACUGAAGAGGAAAAUUAGGGAUUUUGGGUUGCUUUUCAGGUUGGUUGAGAAAGAAGAAGGGGAAGAACCAAAUAAGAUGGGGAAGAACUGAUGAAGAAAAGGAACUAAAGAAGAUGGGGAAAAACCGAACAAGAUGGGAAAUGAGAAUUAGGGAUUUUCGGUUUGCUUCUCAGAUUGGAUGAGGAAGAAGACAGACAAGAAAACAGGGAAGAAAGAUGGGGAAGAAACAUAGGGAAUGAUUCUGGGUUGCUUGACAACGAAAUGGGAAUGGUGGUUGAUGUUAUAAAUGGAACCUUAUACAGUGGUUUCUCUGUAAAUAAAAGGAAAUGUGAGGAUAAAAUAAGGAUAAUGUGUGGAUAAAAUAGGGAUAAUGUG
Molecule: messenger RNA, 906 nt
Organism: Rubroshorea leprosula
Lineage: Eukaryota; Viridiplantae; Streptophyta; Magnoliopsida; Malvales; Dipterocarpaceae
Source: the annotation of a GenBank genome assembly